Suillus subaureus is the source of this 2004-nucleotide messenger RNA. RefSeq lists its product as uncharacterized. The record is from RefSeq and is a predicted model, not a curated record. The transcript is spliced from 11 exons. Gene Ontology annotation, cellular component: cytoplasm; SUMO activating enzyme complex. Lineage: Eukaryota; Fungi; Basidiomycota; Agaricomycetes; Boletales; Suillaceae. Gene Ontology annotation, biological process: protein sumoylation. Gene Ontology annotation, molecular function: SUMO activating enzyme activity. Bases 1 to 2004 code for a protein of 667 amino acids.
AUGUCAAGUUCUUCUAUGAAUGGCGCUCGCAAGACAUCAUCUCGAUCUACUCAUGCGCAAGCCAUCUUGGGUCCCGAGCUUUGUGGGAGGUUGUCUGAAACGAAAGUUCUUCUGGUUGGGGCAGGAGGAAUAGGAUGCGAACUUUUGAAGAAUAUCGUCUUGACUGGCUUCGGCCACAUAACCCUCCUUGACCUAGACACCAUAGACCUUUCGAACCUGAACAGGCAAUUCCUUUUCAAAAAGAAAGAUAUCAAGCAUAGCAAAGCCAUGGUAGCAGCCCAAACUGCUGGCGCUUUCAACCCCAACGUCAACAUUCAUCCCAUUCAUGCAAACAUAAAAGAAGCACAAUUUGACAUUGAAUGGUUCGGUGGUUUCGACAUCGUUCUGAAUGCACUAGACAAUCUCGAUGCGCGAAGACACGUUAAUAAAAUGUGUAUGGCUGCCGGUGUUCCUCUAGUCGAAUCUGGCACUGCCGGAUACCUCGGUCAAGUGCAGCCUUUACUCAAGGAUCGCACAGAAUGCUUUGACUGUGUGCCGAAGCCCACACCGACGACUUUCCCGGUGUGCACGAUCCGGUCCACACCGUCUCAACCUAUUCACUGCAUUGUCUGGGCAAAGAGUUAUCUACUACCACAACUGUUUGGUGAGGACGAAGAUGGGACAGAUGAACUCGAUGAAGCGGAGAAGCAAGGGGAAAACGCCGAAGAAAUCGCUGCUCUACGCAAAGAGGCGAUCGCGUAUAAAGCAGUUCGAAGUGCACUCCGCUCAGCACAGACAACGGAGGACGUGGCUCAACGUGUCUUCAAGAAGGUUUUCCACUCGGAUAUCCUCAAUCUGUUAUCAAUGUCUGAUAUGUGGCGCGCACGUGCGGCACCAACGCCUCUUGAUUUCAGCGCUAUCCAGGAAGGAAGAUUUUUCAUACAACGACCUUCGAACUCGAGUACGACUACCGGGAGCGCACAGAUUAUGCACUUCCAGCCAGCAAACGGCCAUGUGAACGGAAAGACCCCUUCGACGUCUUCGUCGUCUAGUUCGUUGAACGGUGUUUCGGGACUAAGGGAUCAACGGGCACUCAGUUUGCACGACACCUUGGAGCUUUUCAUAUCAAGUACCAAUCGACUUGCCGAGCGGCUUCGCAAAGGUGAAGAUACAAUUUCCUUCGACAAAGAUGACGACGAUACACUCGAUUUCGUUACCGCUGCUGCAAAUCUUCGUUCUGCGGCAUAUUAUAUCGAUCGCAAGACACGUUGGGAAAUUAAAGAAAUGGCAGGAAAUAUUAUCCCCGCGAUUGCAACCACCAACGCCAUCAUUUCCGGCCUCAUAGUUUUGCAAGCAGUCCAUCUCCUUCGCAAAUCAUACGCGCAACUGCGCAAUGUCCACGUGCAGUUCAAGCCAACCAAUCCUCUCAGCACCAGUACUAUGUGCCCACCGAAUCCUAAAUGCGGCGUCUGCCGAGAUACCUACACCAAAGUUUUGUGCGACCCUGCUCGUGUAACAUUAAGUGAACUUGUAGAUGGCGUACUCGGCAGUGAUAAAAGGGAGGUUAGUGUCUACGAAGACAAGCGUGUCCUCAGCGAUCCCGACUGGGACGAUAAUCUUGAACGGACACUGGAGAGUUUGAAUGUUGGAAGAGGCAAGUUCUUGACAAUCGUGGAUGAAGAGGAGGAGUGGGGAACGAUUGUAGUUGCGUUGAGCAUACUACCACCUAAUCAUCCUUCUGAUGGUCCGGCGUACAUACUUCCGUCACCACUGCCAUCGCCUCCUCGUCUAGAGAAGCAGCAAUCGACACCCCCUCCUGUGCCAUCUCGCAAACGGUCCGCCCCAGAUGACAAAAUUGUGGAAGUCGGGCCGUCCGCCAAACGCGCAAAGACAGAUACAAAUGGCGCAGCAUCGAUACCGGAUAUCGCGAGUCCUAACAAGAGAAGGAGGUUAGAAGAGGACGGGCUGUUGAUAUUGAGCAGCAAGGAUGACAAGAUAGAGGACGACGUGAUUGAAAUCGAUUGA